Molecule: messenger RNA, 3365 nt
Organism: Cannabis sativa
Lineage: Eukaryota; Viridiplantae; Streptophyta; Magnoliopsida; Rosales; Cannabaceae
Exons: 19
Coding region: 452-2839 (795 amino acids)
Source: RefSeq, a predicted model, not a curated record
GUGCAUGUGGUAUUUUUGUAAAUAUUUGUAUGUGGACUGUAUAAAUGUUUAAUGGGCCGGCCCAAAGUAUUUUUGUAAUUUUUUUUCCUUUUUUGUAUUUUUUUGUUUUUUUCCCCAAAAAAAAAAGUAUUCUUCAAUUUUUCAUUUCCAUUUCUUUCAAAUAAAUGAAAUUUAUUAUGAAUUAAAUAUUUUAAGUCUCCAUUUAUGUUUCCGUGGCGGGAAAAAUAAGACUUAUAAGUUAACUCUCCAUUUCUUCUAAUUCUCCAUUGACUUGUCUCUCCUGAUAAAUGCCAAGCCAAGCACAUUGCUUUUCCUUCCUAUUCUCUCCAUAUCUUUCCUCAAUUUCACUAAAAAAAACCCUAAAUUCUCUCUCUGCCGCCAUUUUUCACUCUCGUCGUUAAAGUUUCGCUUCAGUAUUUUGGGUAUUUAGUCUAAGAUUGAAUCGUUUAGAAUGUUGCAAUGGAUGGGAGGAUCGAGGAGGAAAGUCACUACUUCGAGGAGAUCCACACAGAAAAGGCAAAAGCAAUACUUUGAACAAAGGAAACGACAACAGCAGUGUCAACCACAAACAGAGAGGUGUGAGACCUAUGCUGAUGAAAUGGACAUAUCCGGACAACAGCAGAAAGAACAUCGAUCGCUGGACAUACUCAGUAUUUUGAACUUGUCAGAAAAUGCUAAAGAAAGGAAAUCUGGUUGUUUAAGUGGAAGAAAAAAUCCAGAUGUGAAUGCUUCAACAAGGGAGUAUAAUAUCACCAAUGAUUCACCUGUAAUCCUUCCUGACAGAGCUGUACUUGCCAACCUUGUUGGAAUUAAUGAACAGUCGAUUCCAUCAGGGUUUCACAUGGAGACAUCAUCCCUAAAGAAUCACAGGAUUUCCCCUAGUGCUCCUGAUAGUCAUAACAAUGCCCUCAAUGGAGUUGAUUGUAAACGUGAUCAGCGAACAUCAGCUACAGAGCAAGAGAUGUCUGUUCUUGAUUUGCUUGGUGAUGAUGGGCUGAAUGGCAAUGUUGUAGAAAAUCCAGGACAUGAAGCUCAUGUUGCGUUUUCAAUUGAAGGUUUGGGUAAAGUAGGAGCGGAAACACCAGUCCAUUCACCUCAACAAUCCAGCAGAACCUUUUCCUAUGGUAUCUCCUCUCCUCUGAAAGCUGCAGGGCGGCAGAAGUCAUCUAGAAAAUUUAACUCUCAGAUAGAUGACCUUGAAUUUGAGGAUGCAAUGUUGGAUGGUCUUAAUGAUCCCCUGAGUAAUAUUGAGUUUUCUACAAAUAUUAUGGACUCAAUAAACAGUCCAGAUAAUGAUUCUUUUACUGUCAGAGAUAGUUGGCAACAGGAUAAUUGCAGUAGUAAAAGAAAUAGUGCCUUUGGUCAUGACAAUGAAGAUAAAUGGACUGGUAGGCCUACCUUUUCACACCACAGGUUCUUUGAUGAGAGAGAGCAUGAUACGUCAAGAAAAACCUGGCAAAGUCAAAUUCACGACAGUUCUGCUGACCAUUUUCUAUAUAGAAAUUCAGAGAAUGACAUGUCAGAUUUCUCUUUCGAAGGCCUUCACCAACCUAUGAGGGCUGGUGACAGAAUCUCGAGCAAGUUUGAUUUAUUAGAUUCAACAUUUUCAUAUGCUCGGCAUCCAACUGCAGAAUAUGACCACGAUUACUAUAUGUCCAACUGGGAUAGGGCCCCAACUGUAGAAAACAUCUUGGAUUUCAAACCAGAAACAAGCCCACCAGAUCGGUUUUGCUUUACGACAGAGGAUGCAAUUGAUAAUUCGAGCUUGCAGAGUGAAGAAUCAUGCUCAUCAAGUGCAGUGAGGUAUCAGGCAACUGGUAAUUUCCUAUCAAACUCAUCAAGACAGGGCAGGAGAAGACAAUGCAAUGUUUUUGCUGGAUCCGGCGAUAAGCAUGCUUUUAAGAAGGCAUUUGCCAAUGUAAACAAGGAUGAUAUCCAACAAGAAAAUAUGGCAAGUGGCUCUGCAAAGCGCAUAAAUAUGAUAAAUAAUUUGAGGUCAAAACCAUCAUAUCCCUCAAGCUUUCAGAGAAGUUUUGGAGCAGAAGAUAUUUCGUUCUUCGAGGGAGCACAUACUACAAUUGAUAUGAAUCCAGGCUCAGACUCUUUCAAUCAAAAUUUAGGAACAAAAAAUAAUAGCUUUCACUCUGAUUUUUUGGACGAAGACCCUUUCUGUAAAUUUCCUACCCCAAAAUUACAUGGUGGUUCUAACCCUUCUUGUGAUAGAUUUAACUGCGAUUCAGCUGAAUGUUCACCUCCUGAGCUUUUCAUCCCCAAGAUUCCUCUGCAUGCUUCCUCAAUGAAUGUGGAGCCAGAUAUUCAUGUAGAUUGUGAAUUGAGGAGGAGGCCUCAGGAUUCAUCUUCUAUAGCUGGUUCUCAGGGUGAGACGCCAUCUCCUGAUUUAUCAGCGCAAGAAAGCUUUAGUAAGGAUGUUGAAUAUAAACCGAAAUUUGAACCAUCCAACUGUGGACCAUCUGAGCUGGAGGAAGAAUUUUGUAUUAGGAAUGGGGAUUUGGUCUGCAAGGACAAGAAGGCUAAAGAUGCUUCACAUACAAAGGACAAUGAUCACAAGGAUAGGAAGGAAAGUUUGCCUGAUCUUGAGGAGACAUCACGAUCCGUUGAUAUCACUGAUAAAAUUGGGAGUCCAGAAUAUGAUGAGGAUGAUCGUGCUGAUAAAACUCCUCAUUCAUAUAAAAACAUGAAAGAAGAAGUAGAGGAUUUUGGGUGUGAAGGAAGGUUUGGUUAUAAACAAAAGAGCGGUUAUGUGGAUUCAUCUUGUCAAAAAAUGAUGUUUCAAAGCUAUGUUUUCCAGUUCUUUUGUGUGCAUAAAAGGUUGAUGUAGGCAAAGGCAUCUACUCCCGUGAAGAUGGCUUGUGAACACUUACGUUGCAUUCUAGACAUGAUUUCAUUUUGUUUAAAGCAGUGGAAGUUUGAUUUUUUUCUACACAAAUGGGUUCAGGUGAGGCCUCUUCCAAUGGCGAAGGAAGAAAAGAAUAAUCUAGUAAUGAACAAUAUUAAACUCAUUUCAGGUCUGAAACUUUCCUUGAUGACUAGUGUUAUUGCGUUUUAUAUAUUCCUGACUGAAUGUGUGCUAGAAUUAUUUAUACAGUAUCUAAUAUCUAUAACUAUAUUAGAGAGAACAAGAUGACGAAUUAAAAUCUUAGAUUAGGUUAAUGAUAACUUAAAAAAUAUUGCCCUAGAAGAAAAUGAAAUUCUAUUAGGUGAUCGAUUAUUACAUUUGCUUAAUUUUUUGUUCUUUUGUUUUGUGUGUGAAAUAGUAGUUACAUAUGAACACAUUCAUAUCUAAUGUAAAGGUGCAUCUCUUGUAUUAAUAUUUCUUUGUCACAUGAGAAGAUUUGUUUGGUGAA